AUGUUGUGUUCAAGGAGGAUAUCGUACGCUCUCCGUCGUGCUGGGGUGGCAGGGGGCCGAACCUCUUUCACUAAUUACCCACUUCUUCGCCCGGGCAUCGCGCAUUUCUCAUCCUCGACGAGCCAGCGUUUUCCCGAGGCCGCCAGCGCACCGAACUCCAAACAAGUAAAAUAUACUACUGAUGCAUAUCCUAAGCUGAAACGAAAUCCGAAUUUUGCGCAAUUGACCGGGGAACAUGUUCAGUAUUUCAAGGAGCUGCUUGGAGAAGGCUCGGCCGUGGUGGAUGGAGUUACAACCAAUGCAACCGAUGAUAUCGAACCGUUCAACCGUGACUGGAUGAAAAAGUACCGAGGACACGCGAAGCUGGUGCUAAAGCCGAAAACGACUGAGGAAGUGAGCAAAAUAUUACGGUACUGCAAUUCGCAGAAGCUGGCUGUUGUACCUCAGGGUGGAAAUACGGGUCUGGUGGGCGGAUCAGUCCCUGUGUUCGACGAGAUUGUUGUCAACCUCUCUCGUAUGAACAAAAUUCGGUCUUUCGACGAGAACUCAGGAGUUUUGGCUGUGGAUGCCGGAGUGAUACUGGAGGUUGCGGAUACCUAUCUGGCGGAGAGAAAACACAUAUUCCCUCUGGAUUUGGGUGCAAAGGGUUCAUGCCAAAUUGGCGGUAAUGUUGCAACAAAUGCCGGUGGACUACGUUUGCUCCGGUACGGGAGCUUACACGGAAACGUUCUCGGGAUUGAGGCGGUAUUGCCUGAUGGUACGAUAAUGGAGGACAUGUCGCUGCUGCGAAAGAAUAACACUGGCUAUGAUCUUAAACAAUUUGGCUCCAAUGGCGAACACGACAAUGAAAAGCUCGAGGCAUUCUUGGAGCACGUUAUGGGAGAGUCUAUUGUGGCGGAUGGUGUGUUGGCCCAGGAUGAAACACAAGCACAAGCUCUCUGGCGCUGGAGGGAAGGAAUCACAGAAUCUCUCAGCCAUCUAGGUGGCACGUACAAGUACGACGUGUCGAUACCACUAACAGAGCUCUACCAACUUGUUGAAGAUACGCGAGAUCGACUCACCAAAGCUGGCCUUGUUGGAGAUGGCGACAGUUUCCCGGUCCGUGAAGUUGUUGGUUAUGGACACAUGGGUGAUUCCAACCUUCACCUGAAUGUUGCUGUGCGCCAGUAUAGCAAGGAAGUCGAGAAGAUGAUUGAGCCUUGGGUGUACGAAUGGAUAUCAAAACGUAACGGCAGCAUAAGCGCAGAACACGGCUUGGGAAUUGCAAAGAAGGAAUAUAUUGGAUAUACAAUGGCGGACGAAAGUGGGAUGGCAGCAAAGUACCAGAUGCUCGAGGAGCUCGGGAGUGGAAGUUUCGGUACUGUCUACAAAGCAAUUGAUAGAGCUACCGGAGAGAUUGUCGCCAUCAAACACCUUAAACCGGGGGUAUUCAACGAGGCGCAUAUCGCAAUCAUAUGCCAGCAGCUUCUGCUUGGUUUAGACUACCUCCAUCAAGAGGGUAAAAUCCACCGUGAUAUUAAGGCAGCGAACGUUCUUCUCUCGCAUACCGGAAAGGUAAAGCUGGCAGACUUUGGUGUCGCAGCCCAGCUCACCAACAUCAAGUCGCAACGGAACACUUUCGUGGGAACCCCGUUCUGGAUGGCGCCGGAAGUUAUUCAACAAGCUGGGUAUGACUUUAAAGCAGAUAUUUGGUCCCUUGGCAUCACAGCAAUGGAGAUGAUAAACGGCGAGCCACCUCACGCGAGUACACAUCCAAUGAAGGUGCUAUUUUUGAUACCAAAGGCCUCUGCCCCACGCCUGGAAGGCGCUGCAUACAGCUGGCAGCUCAAAGAUUUCAUUGCACAGUGCUUGGAGAAGGAUCCCGACAAGCGUCCCACGGCAAAGGAACUCCUAAAGCAUAAGUUCAUCCGCGGCGCAGGCAAAACCGAGGCCCUCCAAGAACUUAUUCAACGACGUCAAGAAUGGGAGGCUACUAAAGGCCUCGCAGCUAAUAUUAAAUAUUAUGCUGAGCCAAUGGAUACACUCACGAAUAAAAACGUUGAUGAUGAUGCUUGGGUGUUCGAUACGAUUAAACCCGGUGCUGCAACUCCAUCUAAGGGUUUACAUAUUAAGCAGCAACCCUCGGCACCUUUUGCAGAAGAUAUCGAUGAACCAUCAGAAUCUAUGCGCAAUCUAACUCUCGAAAACGAAGGCUCUGGUCCAAAGCCUGUUGCGAACUCGACUGUUCGCCGUACCCGGGGCACUGGAUCCCAAACUGUCGACGGUUUUCCCAAAGCCAGCCCCAGAGACACCACAAAAACCAAAGCUGACGACGGCAAUCCGCUCAAGUUCAGUCAGACCAAGGCUGGAACCCUACAGGCAACAUACCUGGCCAACACCCAAUUGGAAUGGAGCACACAAAACAACUUGCCGAUGUUCUAUAUACUCGCUGGACCGACGGGCUCCGAAACAGAUGGCCAGCCGUAUAAUCCUUCGCGACAGUGA
Molecule: messenger RNA, 2484 nt
Organism: Microsporum canis CBS 113480
Lineage: Eukaryota; Fungi; Ascomycota; Eurotiomycetes; Onygenales; Arthrodermataceae
Product: serine/threonine-protein kinase 24
Exons: 8
Coding region: 1-2484 (827 amino acids)
Biological process (GO): protein phosphorylation
Cellular component (GO): mitochondrion
Molecular function (GO): ATP binding; protein kinase activity; FAD binding
Source: RefSeq, a predicted model, not a curated record